This is a messenger RNA of Hippocampus zosterae (dwarf seahorse), 10024 nucleotides long. RefSeq names its product tight junction protein 1b (gene tjp1b). Gene Ontology annotation, molecular function: cell adhesion molecule binding. Gene Ontology annotation, biological process: cell-cell adhesion; cell-cell junction organization; positive regulation of blood-brain barrier permeability. The record is from RefSeq and is a predicted model, not a curated record. Gene Ontology annotation, cellular component: plasma membrane; bicellular tight junction. The transcript is spliced from 29 exons. Lineage: Eukaryota; Metazoa; Chordata; Actinopteri; Syngnathiformes; Syngnathidae. The coding region runs from base 668 to 6193 and encodes 1841 amino acids.
AUCAUGCACUCGUCAGAGAGGAUUGCUAUUAAUUCUAUGCCUCAUGGUGUUUUACAUCAAGCAGUCUGAUGGGUAUCUGUUCUUCUGGCCACUAUGGAGUGGAAGUAGAAGAAAGUGACAGAAUGAUCAUUCGCUCAAAAAAGUUAGCUUACACCUCAACAAUAAUUCCACCCUCAUCUCCCGUUAUUUCUGAAAUGAUGGUUACGCCCCUGACUACUACUACUACUGAGCAUCUCCAAAAUGAGUACCUCCUCCCUUGCCAUCCUCCCCCGCCCCCUUCCUGCCUCGCACACACACACGCACACACACAUACGGACUCUUGGACGCUGCAGCGUUUUUUAAGAGUGUGUUGACGAGGUAGGAGGCAGGAGGAAGCCGAUCACGUCUGGAGCGUGUUAGGAGGAGAGAGAGGACGCACGCACGUUGAGUCGUUAAAAAAAGGGGGGGGCGGAAUCGGCGAACGGUUGGAAGGGCGGUGCGUUUCGGUGCGAGUGUCAUUGCAGACAUGGGUGGCCACGGCACGACACCUUGCCUUGAGCUCCUUGGGGGGUGUUUUCGCUGUCAGUCCUUCGGCUCUGCAAAUGGCGAUGUGCUGCUGAUGCUACCGCUGCCGAGCCCGGGAGACUCAGCCAAGGCGGCGGAUGCCAGGGAAUAAUAAGACUCAUAUAUGAUCACCUGCGCUUUCCUUUGCCUGGGAUUUUCCGUAGCGGUGGACGGUACCAUGGUGAAUUACCAGAAAUACAUUACUGUGAUGCAGCUGGCUCUGGGGGUGACCGCCUCCAACAAAGAACAUUGUCUUCCACCCAGGAAGCGAAUGUGGAUACACCCCAGCCCGACCGCUGGCUCUGUCACAGCCGCCUCUUCUGCGAGCACCGUUCAGGGCAAGCCGUCACUCCGCCGCAUCAAGGGCCGAAUUCACAGGAGCAAGAGCCUGGACAGCAUCGACCUCCUGGACUCCAAUAGCGCAGCAAUGGAGGAGACUGUCAUUUGGGAACAGCACACUGUAACACUGCACAGGGCACCAGGGUUUGGUUUCGGGAUAGCCAUAUCAGGAGGCCGAGAUAACCCUCAUUUUCAGAGUGGCGAAACCUCCAUUGUCAUCUCAGAUGUGCUGAAAGGUGGCCCGGCAGAAGGGCUACUCCAGGAAAAUGACCGAGUUGUCAUGGUCAAUGCCGUGUCCAUGGAUAAUGUGGAACACGCCUAUGCAGUCCAGCAGCUUCGUAAAAGUGGGAAAAUUGCCAAAAUUACAAUCAGACGGAAGAGGAAAGUUCACGUCCCAUUGGGUCGCUUUGGGGAGCGGGAAACGAUGUCGGAGCAUGAUGAGGAAGAGGACAGCUACGAUGAAGAGAUAUACGAGACGCGGAGUGGACGUAGUGGCGCCUACAGCAGUAUGGGCGGAGCCAUGGGCAGGCGCAGCGGCCGGAGCUGCGGCCGAAGGGACAGGGAACGUGAACGCAGUGUCUCACGGGAGAGAAGUCUUUCACCGCGGUCCGAUCGCCGCUCACACAACCUGCCUCCUCGCCCUGCUAAGGUCACGCUGGUGAAAUCGCGCAAAAAUGAAGCAGAGUAUGGCCUGCGCUUGGCCAGCCACAUCUUCGUCAAGGACAUCUCCCCCGAGAGCCUGGCAGCCAGGGAUGGCAACAUCCAGGAGGGCGAUGUUGUACUGAAGAUCAAUGGCACCGUGACCGAGAACCUCUCCUUGAUCGAUGCCAAGAAGCUGAUAGAAAGGUCAAAGGGCAAGCUAAAAAUGGUUGUUCAGAGGGAUGACAGGGCGACCUUGCUGAACAUCCCUGACCUCGAUGACAGCAUUCCUUCAGCCAAUGCCUCCGACAGAGACGACAUUUCAGAUAUCCAUUCUGUGGCAUCCGACCAUUCCAAUCGAUCGCACGACAGACUCCGUAGCAGCCGCUCCCGCUCUCCAGACAGACGAUCGGAACCCUCAGACCACUCCAGACACUCGCCACCUCAAAUCAGCAAUGGCAGUCACAGAAGUCGAGAUGAAGAGCGGCUAUCAAAAGGGGCUUCAACACCAGCAAAGCUUUCGGAGGAAAUUCCUCUGCCCAAGCCGAAAGAGCCAGCACUCACUAGAGAUGAGAAACUACUUCCGCCGCUCCCAGAGCCGAAGCCAGUGUACGCCCAGCCCGGACAGCCAGACGUGGACCUGCCCGUCAGCCCCUCUGAUGCCCCUGUGCCAAGUGCUGCUCACGAUGACAGCAUCCUUAGGCCAAGCAUGAAGCUGGUCAAGUUCAAAAAAGGUGAGAGUGUGGGGCUGCGGCUCGCAGGAGGGAAUGAUGUUGGCAUCUUUGUUGCUGGAGUGCUGGAGGACAGCCCGGCCGCGAAGGAGGGCCUGGAGGAGGGUGACCAAAUUCUCAGGGUAAACAACGUAGAUUUUGCAAACAUAAUCCGAGAGGAGGCAGUGCUGUUCCUCCUGGAUCUUCCUAAAGGUGAAGAGGUCACCAUUUUGGCUCAAAAGAAGAAAGAUGUCUAUCGGCGGAUCGUGGAGUCUGAUGUGGGUGACUCCUUUUACAUCCGGACCCACUUUGAGUACGAGAAGGAAUCUCCAUACGGGUUAAGCUUUAACAAGGGCGAGGUGUUCCGUGUGGUGGAUACCCUCUACAAUGGCAAAUUGGGUUCCUGGCUUGCUAUUCGCAUUGGCAAGAACCACCAGGAGGUGGAGAGGGGCAUCAUCCCCAACAAAAACAGAGCGGAGCAGCUCUCCAGCGUGCAAUACACACUCCCCAAAACAGCCGGCGGCGACAGGGCCGACUUCUGGAGGUUCCGUGGUCUUCGAAGUUCAAAGAGGAACCUCAGGAAGAGCCGAGAAGAUCUUUCCUCUCAGCCAGUCCAGACAAAGUUCCCAGCCUACGAGAGGGUUGUAUUGAGAGAAGCUGGUUUCUUAAGACCUGUUGUGAUAUUUGGACCUAUUGCCGAUGUUGCACGGGAAAAACUCGCCAGAGAAGAGCCAGAUCUUUUUGAGCUUGCAAAGAGCGAGCCCAGAGAUGCAGGUACCGACCAGCGCAGUUCAGGAAUUAUUCGUCUUCACACCAUCAAACAAAUCAUAGAUAGAGACAAACACGCAGUGCUGGACAUCACCCCGAAUGCUGUGGACAGGCUGAACUAUGCUCAGUGGUACCCGAUCGUAGUCUUCCUAAAUCCCGACAACAAGCAGGGUGUGAAGAACAUGAGGACAAGGCUGUGUCCAGAGUCCCGGAAAAGUGCCAGGAAGCUGUACGAACGAGCCAUCAAGCUGAGGAAGAAUAAUCAUCACCUGUUCACCACCACCAUUAACUUGAACAACAUGAAUGACGGUUGGUACGGAGCUCUUAAGGAGACCAUCCAGCAGCAACAGAACCAGCUGGUGUGGGUGUCUGAGGGAAAGGCGGAUGGCACCACGGAAGAUGACUUGGAUAUCCACGACGACCGUCUGUCCUACCUGUCAGCUCCAGGGAGCGAGUACUCCAUGUACAGCACGGACAGCCGCCACACAUCGGACUACGAAGACACGGACACGGAGGGCGGAGCCUACACGGACCAGGAGCUCGACGAGACCUUGAAUGACGAGGUGGGUCUGCCCACGGAGCCCGCCAUCACGCGGUCUUCCGAACCUGUGAGGGAAGAUCCACCCGUCAUUCAGGACACCCCUGGUUACCCCGGAUACCAGCACCCGGUGCCACCCGAUCCAACUAAUCGUAUCGACCAAACUGGCUUCAAGAUGCCAUCUCCGCAGCAGCAAGAGGAGGCUUCUCUGCCCAUGCUCUCCUUGCCUGCAGCGGUGGUAGCGCCCCCUGCUGUUGAGCAGCCUGUACAGCUAGAGGGUUUGCACCUAGAGGAGCCCCCUGCUGCAGCCGCAGCUCCUCAGGCUGACUCACUUAGCAGCCCCAGUCCUGCCCCUGAGCAUUUUCAGCCCCCACCACCACCACAUGAACCCCACCCGUCUGGACCGCCUGGUCCAGAACCAAAGAUGUACAAGAAAGACCUGUACAAUAUGGAGGAACCUGUGCGAAUGAACCACGGCCUGAAGCAGUCUAUGAGCUACAGUCACCAGCUAUCAUACCAGGACAAGCAGCCAUACCGAGAAUACGACCACCCGCCUUACGGUUACGAUGGAGGCGGCUACACAGAACCAAAGUCUCACAACGCUGACUCUCACAUGCACUACGACAACCGUGUGCCUCAUUACAACGAACACUGGUCCCCCUACGACCAGCAGACCUCGCCCUCCCAGCCCCCAGGUUACCAGCCGGCCCACCAGCAACACAUUGGCUUCAACCACCGCUCGCCGUACGAGGAUGGCCCAAAUAGGGACUACAGCCCUCCUCAGCCUCGAUAUGAAGACCCCCUCCCUGUGGGAUAUGAUAGCAGAGCACGCCACACUAAGCCUGGGCCAAUUCGUUACGAUGAUCUGCCUCCACCACCGCCACCUGUAAGCUACGAUGCCCGCUCUCCUUAUGAGGCAGAUACUCUCAGCUUUCCCAUCAACUCGCCUCGGUCUCCAGAAGCGCCAAAGCAGUAUUACGGUGACUCUGGUCUACGGUCAUCCUACAUUCCUGGUCCACACCGUGGCUUCAAGGCAGGGAUGCAUGAUCCUGUGAUGAACUGUGAACCACCAAUUCUUUCUCCGAAAACAGAGGCCCUCACAUCCCCUGUUGAGCCAGCAGUCACUCCUGGAUCAAAACCCUUGCUACCCCUCCAACGGGAAGACCCGGAGGAGGACCCAGCCAUGAAACCGCAGUCAGUCCUCAACAGAGUAAAGAUGUUUGAAAAUAAACGGUCCGUUUCGAUGGACAGGGCGAAGGAAGGAGAAUCGUCAGUUCUCAGGCCAGCAGAUAUUCCCAAACCUUCAAAUGCACCUGGUCCGGUGCUCAAGGCAAAUUCGCUCAGUAACCUGGAGCAGGAAAGAUCCUCCUACAGGGGUCCUGAGCCACAGAGGCCUCACACUAAACCGCUUGAUGAUGUAAUACGUACCAAUCACUACGACCUGGACGAGGACGAGGAGUACUACAGGAAGCAGUUGUCCUACUUUGAUCGUCGGAGCUUUGACAGCAAAGCCAUGGGCCUCCCCAAUCCUGGCAUCAAUCGCUUCCACGAUCUGGCCAAACCAGCUCAACUGUUGUACCCGUACAACAGGGUGGAGUCUGUCGAGAAAGUGAAUCCGGGGGAUAAACGAUAUGAUCCCCUUACUCAGAUUAGCCCCUCUUCUCAGUACGGACCCCCGGGCUCUGCCAUCCCACCCAAUACACUGCCCAAACUCGGCCCGUCUGAUGUGAACUCCAUACCCGAGCCGCUGAGCCCGCCCAAUCCGAAACCAGACCUGGCAGCUCUCAGACCCGCUAGCAGGGAUGAACCCACACCCAUUGGCUAUCUGCCCCCAAGGGCCCUUCCCGACAAGUCCCCGGUCAACGGCACGGAUACGGCUCCCCCAAAGACCAUCGGUGCUCCCGUUCCCACCGGUUACAAUCGCUACGUCCCCAAGCCGUACACCAGCUCAGCACGACCGUUCGAGCGCAAGUUCGAGAGCCCCAAAUUCAACCACAACCUGCUGCCCAACGACGCACAGGUGAAGACGGAGCUCCUCGGCAAGCCCUGCGCGGUGAGCAACAGCGGGGGAAAGCCGCAGCUCUCGCCUCAGCCUCUGGACCAUGACAGCGGUCUGGACACCUUCACUCGCACCAUGGACAACAGGCCCAAAUACCAGCACAAUAACAUCAACGCCAUCCCCAAAGCCAUUCCUGUCAGCCCCGGCGCGCUGGACGAUGACGACGAAGACGAAGGGCACACGGUGGUGGCCACGGCCCGAGGCAUCUUCAACUGCAACGGAGGGGUCCUGAGCUCCAUCGAGACGGGCGUCAGCAUCAUCAUCCCCCAGGGUGCCAUCCCGGAGAACGUGGAGCAGGAGAUUUACUUCAAGGUGUGCCGCGACAACAGCAUCCUGCCCCCGCUCGACAAGGAGAAAGGGGAAACGCUGCUAAGCCCGCUGGUGAUGUGCGGCCCUCACGGACUCAAGUUCCUCAAGCCGGUGGAGCUGCGCUUACCUCACUGUGCGUCUAUGACCCCUGAUGGUUGGUCUUUUGCUCUAAAAUCCUCCGACUCCUCGUCGGGUGACCCGAAAAGCUGGCAGAACAAAUCUCUCCCCGGAGACCCAAACUACCUAGUGGGUGCAAACUGUGUUUCUGUGCUCAUCGACCACUUCUGAAGAGGGCGACAGCUGGUCUGUUCCUGAAUGUGAAAGAAAAGGCGGGUGAGGGGUGGGGGGGGGGGGCGUCUGUUGCCUCCACCAAGGCCAAAGGGUGGAGGAGCACACAGCGUUCACCUCAAGGGGUGAAUCCAACACUCUCACAUUGUUUACCGGCCCCGCACUAAACAAACAAAAAAAAAUCAACACCACGACCGUGAGGACAGUCAGCAGAGUCCAGCUGUUCUGUUUUUUGGGUGAGGGUGGGGUAACUUUCCCGGUGCUUUUAAGGCUUGCAAAAAAAGAAAAACAAAAAAAACUGCAGAACUUUUGGACAGUGAGACUGAAAUGGGAGUGCAUGAUGGUGCCACAGACUUGAGUAUUCUCAUCUUGACAUUUUUAGCGAUGAUUUGCAAAAUGUCAGGGGCCUCACUUAUCAACGCUGCGUAUGGGCAAAAUGCACAAAGCGUACGCAACCCUCUGCGCAAAAUUUGUGUCCUAUCAAAAAGAAAAAUUUUUAAAUACUUGACAGAUGGAAAAAAAUGGGCGUGUGUACGAAAACUCCAACCCGUGCAUACGCACAUUUUGGAGUGUAUUAUGAGUCUCGCACGUCCACUGCAUCAAGCAGCAACUUUACAUUUUAUGUAAAAUUUUUGCACUUUGUGUACAAUUUUAUGUUCAUGUUUUGUUGGUACUUUUUUUUUUUUAAAUGAUGCUACUCAUGCCUUUUAAAGUGCCCCUCGGGGAUUGGAUGACCUUGCGGGUGGGGUUCAAGAGCCCCUUUCUAGGAGCCCUCGCCUACCGCGCCCAACUCUAGAGGAAGAAACAAAGGACACAUGAAACCACUUUUAUUUUUGCCUUUGCACUUUUUUUUUCUUCUGUCAGCCACCUCGUUGUCUGUUGAUGUUGUAAAUUGGUUGCAUGUGAUUGAAAUGUGGUCAAAUGAUGUCAUUUCCCCCUCUUAACCUAGAAAAUAAGAAAAGAAAAUGUCAGUUUUACCACUACCACAUUUUAAGCAUAUGCAACCUAGCUAUACAAAUUAAAGGGCAACGAUGUUCUUAGCAAUAAUGUUUUCUGUGCCCCCACCAGUCUAAACAUGAAUAUUGCAUUCUUGGGAUAAGAAUGAAUCUGAUUCAUCCAUCUGUUUUUAUUCAUCUCGAUGCGAUGCUGUCCGCUGUUGACAUUGGCGUCAAAAGUGCCCUCGGGCUUGCAUUGCGAACGUCAUGUCUCACCUGUUCCCUGCAAUGCAAGGGCAAUUGAAGUCGACAGCAGACGGCGGUAUAACGCAAAAAUCGCCGGCCCGCUCGGACCCAUCAAAAUUGACGUAAAUCUUUUUCUACGAACACGAUAUUAAUCAGAAUAUAACAAUGAGACUAGUGAGGGAGAAAUGGAAUAUAUUGCCAAGAAUUCUUUUUUUUUUUUUUUUUCACCCAUUGCAGCGGCAUUUGCUUUCUCAAUGGUGGACCGUAUUUGUGUGAGCCGGAUAUGUACGUCCCCCAUUUUAGUAGUCACAACAUUGUCAAUGUGCUGCGAUUUAAAAAAAAAAAAAUUUUUUUUUGGAAGGGAGUUGGGCUUCUACUUAAGUCCGGCUACUUAUUUUAUAUCUCAGUCUUCCACCCUGUCAUGUUUUAUUGUUGUUGUUCAUUUGUAUGCCACCAAGGUCACGAAACAGUAUUUAUUCCCUUCCUUGUUUCCAAUCGUACUCACAAGCCGUACGAUUUCAGCGCAGCCCAUUUCGAUUCGCAUGUGGUGCUAUUUGGUUGACUUUGUGCAUACAAACGCAGGCGCAACACACUUAGGAAGUAUUGGUUUGCGCAUGCAUAGGUCAAUUGAUUCAUUGAUAGGUCACAUUUUUUUGGGGGGGGGUGCUCAUAUGCCAUUUCAGUAUUUGUGUGUGCGCACCCUUUUCGAAAGAAUCCUACGCGCUCUUUGAAAAGUGAGACCCUAGAUGAUGAUGUUUAAUAUUACCCAGGGUUUUUUUUUCCUGUAAAGUGUUACCCCCAAAGUGCAAAGUGGGCAUACACCAAACCAUUUUAUUUGAGAUUGGUGCAGCUGUGAAGGAUCUCUGGAGACUUGAUUGACGCCACAGAAUAAUGCAGACAGAAACACUAAGCUUAGUUCACUCGUAGCAUCUAUGACGCCCCUCUCUGCUGAACUGAAAUUGAUGAUGACUGAUGAUUUUUUUUUUUGUAGAAAAUCUUUUACCAUAGAUAAAAUAUACUGACUUGAUCUGACAAAUUCCUACUGUCUAGGAAUCUAUGCAUGUGCUAUGACUCAGGUCCAGAUGCCUGCUAUCACUUCUACACAUGAGAAACCAUCCAACACUGCGAGCAAUGAUGCCUUAUCUGCAUAUUUAAAAAAGAGAAAAUCCAUCCCGGCACUCUGGUCACAGUUGACACAAAGUUGUCUUUUUUUCCCUUUUUUUUUGUCCCCUCACACCACCCCGACCCCUCUCUCCUAAUCGGAAUUUUGAUUCUAGCACAUGUGAAGAAUAGAUGCCGAUUAAAUGAAAGGUCUUGCUUUCUUUUCCUGCUAUGCAUACGAAGUGUGACAAGGCGCAGAAAAGGAAGUGGCUGUACAUACUGCUAGCAUAUGGCCUUGGUUCUCUGUAGAUCAACUUUUGUAUAUCUUUAUUGUUUUGUAUAAAACAGAAAAAAUGUUUGGGGGUGGGGGGGACAAGGAAAAGACAGCGAAGAAGUUACAUUGGUUAUGUUUGUACACCGGUUAAACCCCCCCCCCCCCGAGCCUUGGAACUGACUCGCGCAGUAAUAAGUCUGAGUUUUCUACAUACUGCAUAAAUACAAGACCUAAGGCAUUUUUAACCGUAUGAAAAGUUUUUAUUCUUAUUUACAAAACAAAAAUAGACAAGUGCUUGAUUUAAAUGGUUUUAAAAGUUGCGCUCAAAGGGUUUAGGGGAACGACAACUGGUCCCUUCCUUUAUUUGUGAUACUGGAUGCUUUAUUGUGUGCCCUGAAAUGUAUUUUUCUACUAAUAGAUGAUUUAUUAUGGCACAUCAGUACUAUUUCCUUUUGAUAUGAUAACACUUCAAUGCAACACUAAUUUUUUUUCUCCAUGUUUUCAGCAUUCUUUUUAUUUAUUUGGAUUUCUUUUGUUUAAAAGUUUUUCUCCCUCCGCAACAUUUCUUCUUUUUUUAAUGUAUACCACUGUAUUAAUAAAUAAAUUCAUUUUUAAAGUAAACUACUCUGUGGGGUGAGGUGUCUUAUCAAAUUAUGUAUUUAUCUCAUGAAGUGCUUAUUUUGUUGUUAGCUGCAUAGCAAACUAGGCACGUUCUCCAUCCAAUUGGAAUUUAGAGACUGUAUACAAAUUUCCACAUACUAUGGAACAUCGACUAUUUAUGUUGAUGAAAUUGAGUAAUUCUCUUAAAGGAGUCCCAGGUUAAAGCAAAAAUCUUUCAAGUCGCUAUAUUAUGAUACCAUAUUUUUAAUAUAGAACAGCUUUUUUGUAAGAAUCUAGUCAGAUUAUCAUGUGCAUGAUGUCAUAACUUUCUCAAGAAGAAAAUAUUUUUUAACUCGAUAAAAGUCAACGUGAUUUUUUAGAAGACUUUAAAAAAACAAGCAUGUAGUAUUGUACAGUAUUUAUUUUGAGGAGUGUCAUAAUUUGACAAGAAAAUUUGAUUUUAAAAAAUAGUCACAAUAAUCCGAGGAGAGUCGGUUUCAUUUGACAGAUUGCCAACAAUGCAAAGAGAAUGUUACAAGAUAUACUGUACAUUGUAAUUAUGUGAGAAAUUUUUUUUCUAACUUUAUGUGGAAAGAAUUGUGUAUUUCCAAGAAUUUGCUGUAGUGCAAGUAGCACAGGGAUACCACAAGUAAAUCACGAGACUGAAGAUGUAAA